AUGGAUUCAAAAAAAAGAAAUCGACAUCAGAAAAAAUGUGAUAGUAAUUAUGCAACAAUAAUUACAAAAUCAAAAUCUUCAAACAAAUCCAAAAGAUCAAAUAAUCAUAAUUCAGUUAAAACAACAUCACCUAAAAUCUCAAAAGUUCUUUUGGGAUUUCCGGAUGGAAAUAUAGUACUCGAAGAGGAUAUUGACCCAUAUUUAAGUAAAAUAGGUGGUAUUCCAAAUUGGUUAAUCAAGUCUUAUCCACCUCCAUAUGAUUUUAUAAUUUGUAAAAAUUGUGAAAAAGAAAUGUUUUUAUUAUUCCAAGGUUAUAUACCUUUGGAAGAAUCUCCUUAUGAAAGGAUGGUUUAUGUUUGGGCUUGUAAUCGACAAAAAUGUAUGAAGCGUCCUGGGAGUUUCAAGGCAAUUAGGGCACAUAGAUUGGAUGAAAAUUUUGUGAAAAGUCAAAAGAAAAAUAAAAAUAAUUGUCAUAAAGAUCAAAUAAAAUUUGAAUUGCAAAAACCUACCACAAUGUUUAAUUUGGGAGACGCACUCUUCUCAACGCAAGACAUAUCUUCUGUAGUGGAUGGGUUGGGUGGAAUACUGUUCAAUAAUGAUAAUGAUAACGAAAAUUAUAAUGAUAACGAAAAUGAUAACGAUAACGAAAAUGAUAACGAUAAUAAUACCGAUAAUGAUAACCAUAAUAAUACCGAUAAUGAUAACGGUGCCGAUAAGUUGAGUGUAAAUCUUACAUCUACCUCCGUGUUGCCAAACACACAAGUUACAUGUAACCUCGAUGUGAAUUGUUCUUCAAGUACUCCAACGUGGAGUCAAGUUGUUGCCAGAUCAACAAUCAUAGAUGAUGCUGAUUCCAAACUCUGUGAUGAUGUUACCACUAAACUUGUUAUGGGCGAUAUUUUAGAACCUUUUUCAAAAUUACCUUGGCCGGAAAAAAUUCCAUUCUUUCCUGCUCAAUAUCUAUAUAUUACCGAAGAAAUCUUGGAAGAAAAACCUGAUCCUAAUCUAAAGAAAUACGAAAGUUAUUUGAAUACUUCACUAAAUAACAAUGAAGAUGACUCAUUUGAUUGGAUGGAUGAAAAAUACGAAAAAUCUUGUUUACCAAGAGGUGUUGACAAAGCUUUCAGAAAAUUUUCGGAUCGUGUAUCUGAAUGGCCUGAUCAAUGCAUUAGGUACGAGUUGGAUGGACAACCACUCUUAUAUAAUCAAAGUGAUCCAACAGCUUCAUUAUUAUUAUCACCACCAUAUGGAUCAGUUAAAGGGCUUAAAACAAGUACACAAAGAUUACCUAACUGUCCAAAGUGUGGAUCUAAAAGAGUUUUUGAAUUCCAAUUAAUGCCAAAUAUGUUAUGUAUGCUUCCAACUGGUGAAUAUGCGAUUAAUAGCUCUGAAGAAAAGAGUGGGAUAAAAAAUAAUAAAUGUGGAAUUGCACAAUUUGAUGUUGGAAUGGAAUGGGGUACAGUAAUGAUUUUCACAUGUCAAAAAGAUUGUGAAAGUUAUAAUAUUGGUAAGGAUAAAGUGUCUUAUUACGAAGAAUUGGUUUUGGUACAAUACGAACUGUAG
This is a messenger RNA of Cetraspora pellucida, 1563 nucleotides long. The record is from the annotation of a GenBank genome assembly. Lineage: Eukaryota; Fungi; Glomeromycota; Glomeromycetes; Diversisporales; Gigasporaceae.